AUGGAAGUCAUUGAGCUGGGAGAUGUCGACUUGAACUGUCCUUCCAACUGUCAAAUACAUAAUACCCAUUUCUUUGGAACUGACAGACAGAUAAUAAGGAGAGGGCAAGCCUUCAGUUUUUACGCCCAUUUCCAAAAUCGAGAAUGGGAUGACUCCAUGGACCAGGCUGUUUUCACCGUGGAGACAGGUAAGGACUCUAGUGAUUAUCAGAUAGUUUUAAGGAAAUUGCUAGUGAUGAGUAAAAAUGUUGAACAUAUUUAUUAUUUAGCUGAUGACCCUGUAUAUAUGGACAAUCAGGCCCAUAGAGAAGAAUAUGUUCUGAAUGAGCAUGGAAUACUGUAUGAAGGAGUUCACAAGCAUAUUACUUCUCGACCAUGGCACUUUGGACAGUUUGAAGAUGGGAUACUGGAUAUCUGCUUGAAGAUCUUAGAUAUGGGUGCAAGUUACCAUCACGGCUCUGAUCGUGACCACUGUUGGCGCAAUGAUCCUGUGCACGUUAGCAUGGUGGUAAAUCAUAUGAUAAGCAGCCAUACCACUAACAGUAUCAUGAAGAUUCCAGAAAACAAUGAUUACCUGAAAGGAACGAAGCCAUUUUCCUGGAAUGGAAGUGUCCCUAUUCUUCAGCAGUGGUACAAUGGCAGAUGCAGGCCUGUCAGAUAUGGGUACUGUGGGUCUCUUGCUUCAGUAAUGUGCACAGUGAUGAGGUGUUUGGGAAUUCCAAGCCGUGUUGUAACGAAUUUCUGUUUUCCAUGCUCAACUGAGAAUCCCCUUGGUAUCAAUGAGAUUUUUGACUGUACUGGUAAAAACCUGUGUGGCAAAGACAAGCUAUGGCGAUAUCACUGCUGGAAUGAAUCUUGGAUGGCUCGCAGAGACAUAAAUCAGUGCUGUGGUGAUUGGCAGUGUCUAGAUCCAACACCCUUGGAAACUGGUAGAGGUUCAGCUUGCAGUGGUCCUACGUGGGUUCGAAGCAUCAGGGAAGGGGAACUGGACUUGGAUUAUGAUGGUCAUCAUAUGUUUUCUCGAGUAAAUUCAAACUAUGUUGGCUGGCUUUCCCAAAACAAUGGCAAAAGAACAAAAUUUUUCUGUGACACUUGGCCAUGUGGACAGCGUCUAAUCACCAAGAGUAUUGGCAGUGAGCAAUUUGAAGAUAUCACUGGAGCUUACAAGUAUGAACUAGGUUCUGUGAAAAACAAAGAAGCCUAUUACCGGGCUUACAGAAGAAUUCACCCAGGGUACUGUAAUGCUUCCAACUGUCAUAUUGACAGAGAGUUAUCAUCUCUGAAAAACCCAUUUUUGAGUGACUCUGGUAUCAACAUGAGGUUAAAGAUGGCUAACUGCCCAAUGUAUGGUGAAGAUGUCCAGCUGCACUGGCUGCUUGAAAAUUUGCGUAAUGAAAACAAAACCCUGAAGUUUAAUUUGUGCGCACAAAUUAUAACCUAUAGUGGUUGCCCAAUGGAUCAGUUUUGGAAAGACAGUGUGAAUGUCACACUGGGUCCAAGAGAAGGGUGA
Manacus vitellinus (golden-collared manakin) is the source of this 1509-nucleotide messenger RNA. Its product is annotated as protein-glutamine gamma-glutamyltransferase 5-like. The transcript is spliced from 11 exons. Lineage: Eukaryota; Metazoa; Chordata; Aves; Passeriformes; Pipridae. Gene Ontology annotation, biological process: peptide cross-linking. Gene Ontology annotation, molecular function: protein-glutamine gamma-glutamyltransferase activity. The record is from RefSeq and is a predicted model, not a curated record. The coding region runs from base 1 to 1509 and encodes 502 amino acids.